GCUUAUUUCCUACUGGCUUCCUGCUACCAAUCUAUUUUCUUGUCUACUAAGACUCCCCUUCGCCUGUUGAUUGAAAUACCCAAACGCCCUCCUAGUGGUUGACAAUUCAAAAUAUAUUCCCAACUUCCAACUUGUUGGCUUUUCGGUUCCAUUCCGUUCCGUUUUCUCUCCGCUGCCUUCUCAAAUAAAUGGCCUCCAAUUCACACAGGGCGGCUCCUUUCUACGGCGUCGCUGCCCCUUUCCGGUCAAGAGAUGGGCUUAGCACAAGGGCAGUAUCGGGGACCGACGAGAUCCAAUUGCGAAUUGAUCCCUUCGACUUGGAGGACGAGAUCACCGGUCUUCAUACCCAAGUUAGAAGGUUGAAACAUGUUGCAAGCGAGAUAGGCACAGAAGUAAAGUAUCAAAAGGAUUUUUUGGAACAAGUGCAAAUGGGAAUAAUGAAGGCUCAAGUAGGGGUGAAGAACAAUAUGAGAAGAUUGAACAAGGCCGUGAUUAAAAGUGGCUCGAAUCACAUUCUUCAUAUCGUUACAUUUGGUUUAGUUUUGUUUCUCAUAGUAUACCUUUGGUCCACGAUUUCCAGAAAAUGAGGACUCGAGAGCUUGCUGCCCAACUUCCUCCUUCUCUACUUCCCAAUUGUAUUCCACCACUGAUGUGAAAAUGCUCCACGAUUCUUUGUAGUUUAUACUAAAAUCUAAAUUUUGAGAUUAUGUUUCUUGCAUAGUUAAGGAGUGAUUCUAAAAAGAUUGUUAAUUUGCUUGCCUAAUAGUUUUGGAGUGUAUAUUAAACAGUUUAGCUUGAAAGCUUAUAGGUGAUUUUGGAGUGUAAAAUAUAUUGACAUCGUUUCAUAUGAAUUAUUUCGAUUUAAUUUAUAAGUCAAACAUCAUGUUUGUACUUAUGGUUUAGCAAACA
Molecule: messenger RNA, 909 nt
Organism: Arachis duranensis
Lineage: Eukaryota; Viridiplantae; Streptophyta; Magnoliopsida; Fabales; Fabaceae
Product: bet1-like protein At4g14600
Exons: 4
Coding region: 189-587 (132 amino acids)
Source: RefSeq, a predicted model, not a curated record